Molecule: messenger RNA, 2217 nt
Organism: Pseudonaja textilis
Lineage: Eukaryota; Metazoa; Chordata; Lepidosauria; Squamata; Elapidae
Source: RefSeq, a predicted model, not a curated record
CGGAGCAGCGCUGUGAGGUAAGAAGGCGGCGGCAACAACGGCGGGAUUCUCGGCCCGGUCGGCGGCGGAGGCUGAGGGAGGGAAGGAAGGUAGGCGGGCGGCCUCUGCGAUUAAUUUUGGACCUGAUAUAGCAACAAAUUUGAACUAUGCAGACAAUUAAAUGUGUGGUUGUGGGAGAUGGUGCUGUUGGUAAAACAUGUCUUCUAAUUUCUUAUACAACAAAUAAAUUCCCCUCUGAAUAUGUACCAACGGUGUUCGAUAACUAUGCUGUAACCGUGAUGAUUGGCGGGGAGCCAUACACCUUAGGCCUGUUUGAUACCGCAGGACAGGAAGAUUAUGACAGAUUACGGCCCCUCAGCUACCCACAGACGGAUGUGUUUCUGGUCUGCUUCUCUGUGGUCUCGCCCUCUUCGUUUGAAAACGUCAAGGAAAAGUGGGUCCCCGAAAUCACUCACCAUUGUCCGAAGACUCCGUUUCUGCUCGUCGGGACCCAGAUUGACCUCCGAGACGACCCUUCGACGAUCGAGAAGCUCGCCAAGAAUAAGCAGAAGCCCAUCACUCCCGAGGCCGCGGAGAAACUGGCGCGGGACUUGAAAGCUGUCAAAUACGUGGAAUGCUCUGCGCUCACACAGAAAGGCCUAAAGAAUGUAUUUGACGAAGCAAUAUUGGCUGCGCUGGAGCCUCCGGAGCCGAAGAAGGGCCGCAGGUGUGCACUGCUAUGAACGUCCGGUCUCUUCACACAGCCCCUCCUGCCAAGCCUGGUGUUGAUGUCAUACUAAAAGCAAUGUCGAAAUCAAAACUAAAAGAGUUUCAGAUUUUCCAAUAUUUUCCUCUUUUUUUUGUUUUUGUUUGUUUUUAUUUUGCAAUAAUGACAAAAACGCCACGCGCCCCUUUCUCCCCCCCCCCCCCAUCAUGCUCCCUGCGUCAAGAGGCAAACCUUACGCCUUUUUCCUCCUUCCGGGGCCCUUCGGUUAGACUAAUUCUUUAAAAAAAGAAAACCCCGACAUAGAGUAAGGUAUCCCCCCGACCCUGCUUAGUAACCAGGGGUUGGGGUUUUGUUUCUUGUUUUGGUUUGUUUACUGUUCAAUUUUUUGUUUGUUUGUUUUCAAGAUUCAGGCAUGCUUAAUGAUUUAUUAUUAUUAUUAUUAUUAUUUUGUUCCUUCCCUAGCAGACUAAUUCUUAGGUCUCUAGCCUCCAGACCCUCUUCCACCCUGCUAAGCUGUCCGUAUUUCGGAUUCUUGUGGGGUUGUGGUUUUUUGGGGGGUUUUUUUUGCAGCCGGCUUGGAGCGGGCUUUUCAAUCCUUUGGGGCCGCUUGGCCAGGCAAGAGAACCGUCCCGAAACUUGGGCGCUCCUUUGGAAGGGAGGUGUCGGCGGAACCCGCCUCUCCUCUGACGUGGCCUUGGCUCUCUCGUUCACCCUCCUUUCCACCUCCAGGCAGGCGGGGGAAACCUCGGCCCUCUCGAUAUAUUAGCCCCACGUCGUGGGGUCGGUUCGGCCAAAAGCUUUCAUCUCGGCGCGCGUUUUGGUGUGUUUUGUCGAAACACACUUGGGGGUGGGGGGGCGGGGGUGGAAAUCCCACCUGGUUUUUGCCAAUUGCUGGUGUUUUUUGGGGGGUGGUAUUCUUCUUGUUGUCGUUGUUAGUUGAGUUUGAGGAAUAAAGCCACCACCACCCUCAAACCUGGCAACAUAUAUAGGAGGUGUUAACGGACAAGAGCCUCUGGGGUGGUUUGCUCCACCCCGACCCCCGACCCCCAACUCUCUUGGUAAGCAGAGCCAGCUAUGAUAACAGGCCUACGUUCAAAGUUCCCUCUGCCCCACUUGCCCCCCCCCCGCCCCACCCCCCAAGCUGCCUUCGGAGGUUCGACACUUGGAGCCCAAAGAACUCUCCGCGUGCCACUAAGGGGGUUUUUCAUGGAAAGAGACCCAAACGGGCGAAGGUAUUUGGAUGACGUGUGUUGCGAGGGCUGGUAAGAGGUUGGGAUGGAUUCCAAGAGGUCUCCUGAUGGGUGAGGAUCUUCUUUAACUCCGCUCUUCACCGGGAUCUUCCCCCAAAUAUACUCUGGCUUUUAAUAACUUUUACAAAUCUACCCGGAUUCUAAUUCUCGUAGACUCAUUAGUGUUGGAACUGAUGGCUGUUUUUCUUCCCCUUCUCCAUGUCUGAGUUCUUUGUAUAUGCAUUUUUUUUUCCAGAUGUAUUAAACAUAAACUAUCUUCAC